Messenger RNA from Penicillium canariense, 876 nucleotides. RefSeq names its product enoyl-CoA hydratase/isomerase family protein. Gene Ontology annotation, biological process: fatty acid beta-oxidation. Lineage: Eukaryota; Fungi; Ascomycota; Eurotiomycetes; Eurotiales; Aspergillaceae. Gene Ontology annotation, molecular function: enoyl-CoA hydratase activity. The coding region runs from base 1 to 876 and encodes 291 amino acids. Gene Ontology annotation, cellular component: mitochondrion. The record is from RefSeq and is a predicted model, not a curated record. The transcript has a single exon.
AUGGCCAUGAAAUCCCAAGGAUUCAAGCGGCAGCCGCCUCCGCAAUCUUACGCAGCUGUCUCAUUCCCAGCUCCUCACGUCAUGCUGGUUGUGUUCAAUCGGCCCCAGGCACUCAACGCAAUGACCAGUGCCGCACAAUACGACCUCGAGUCACUCUUCUCCUGGUACGACAGCGAGCCAUCGCUCCGCUGCGCCAUCGUCACCGGCGCUGGCCGCGCCUUUUGCGCUGGCAUGGAUCUGAAGGAGUGGAACCAGUCUACCGCUCGGCGCGUGAAUGGAGAACACGCCGGUCAACAGAUGAUGCCUCGCUCUGGGUUUGGUGCGCUUUCCCGACGACACGGCAAAAAGCCUGUUAUUGCAGCAGUCAAUGGGCUUGCCUUCGGUGGGGGAAUGGAGAUUGUCUCUAAUUUGGACCUUGUAGUUGCUGCUAAGAGCGCGCGCUUUGCGCUCCCUGAGGCUAAGCGGGGUGUUGUUGCAAUGGCGGGCUCUCUUCCAAGGCUUGCACGCACCAUUGGACGUCCGAGAGCAACAGAGUUGGCACUCACGGGGAAGACAAUUACUGCCGCGGAGGCGAAGGAGUGGGGAUUGAUUAAUGCUGUGACAGAGGAUGGUCCGUCUGAUGGUGAUGUGCUAGACAGGCCAGUUGUGAAAUCUGCAUUAGAGUAUGCCGCGAGUAUCAUCGAAAACAGCCCCGACAGCGUGAUUAUCAGCCGAGCAGGUAUCCUAAGUGGGUGGGAAGAUGGAAGUGCUGAAAAUGGAGCUCGCCUAUUGAGUGAGAACUGGGAGCCUGCAUUGAACGAGGGUGAGAAUCUGCGAGAAGGUCUACAGGCUUUUGCUGAAAAGAGAGCACCGAAAUGGGUUGACAGCAAGCUGUAA